Molecule: messenger RNA, 600 nt
Organism: Ostreococcus tauri
Lineage: Eukaryota; Viridiplantae; Chlorophyta; Mamiellophyceae; Mamiellales; Bathycoccaceae
Product: unnamed product
Exons: 1
Coding region: 1-600 (199 amino acids)
Source: RefSeq, a predicted model, not a curated record
AUGGGCGCGGGGUCGAUCGCGCGCGCGAUCGCGCGCGCGGUGGACGCGGGCGAGACGACGACGGGGCGCCGGGGCGCGGGCGCGCGGGCGCGCGCGCGGGCGAUGCGCGCGCGUGAGGGCGUCGUGAGCGCGCUCGCGGCGUGCGUGCUGACGACGACGCACGUCGCGCCCGCGCGCGCGUUCUCGGGAGAGAUCGCGCUGGAUCGGGUGACGUACGAAGAGGUGACGUGCCCGGUGAAUCAGUACGUGCCGAACGCGCGGACGAAGUGCGUGAUGUUCACCGCGCGGGCGAAGAACGAGACGAAGGGCGGGCGGAUGAUCGAGAGCGCGAACGUGUUCGGGUUCAUCGAGGAUGCGGACCGAGAGAGCGCGGCGACGGUGAAUCCCGAUGGAAGCUCGAGGACGGUUUUGAGCGCGAUCGAUGCGCCGAUCCCGCGGGGGGAGAGCGAGGUGAAAUUCGUCGUGACGGUUUUUCCCGAGGCGUUGGCGAAAGGGCCGCUCACGCUGAAGGGAUUCAAAGCGGUGGGUUCGGUGGCGGACAUAGAUAAGCGGUUCAAACCGUUCGAUGCGUGUGAGGUUGAUCCGGAUUCGUGCCUGUGA